GUCCCCUCCUCUCUCCAGAUGUGGAGGUUCCUUGGUCUCCCCAGAAGUGGGAUCCCCCCUACUUUCCCCAGAUGUGGGGACCCCUUUGUCUCCUCAGCAGUGGAAUUCCCCUCUUCUCUUCCCAGAUAUGGGGCCCCUUUGUCUCCUCAGAAGUGGGAUGCCCCCCUUCCUCUACCUAGAUGUGCUGUCCUCUCCUCCCUUCUGACCCAGUUUGGUUCUUGUCCUCUAAAACCAUUCCCCACCCCCAUGGGAUGCCAGACCCUGAGACUUUCCCCCUCCCUGGGGACUGGGGGAUGGGGCACAGCCUGUCACCUCCCUGCCAGCUCCAGCCUAGCAGGCUCCCUGCACGUAGGCAGCCAAUUAGGGGGAGGCCCCCCCCAACCAUCUGCACAGAGACCUCUGCAGAUGGUCCUGCAGAGGAGAGCUCAGGACCUGCCUCUCCCUACCUGGUCUCCCUGCCAGUUUCCCUGGGGGCAGACAACGGAGGGGGGUCCCCAACCUGUGCAGGCCCAGAACCCAGGCCCUCAGCUUCAAGCUGCUCAGACAACACUGAUGCUCUCCAGAGCCGCUUGGAGCUUGGUGCUGAGGAGAGGACCUGGAAUUCGGGGGACACACAGUCCAGGAGGUGCCGCUGAUGGCCAGGGCAAGAUGCCCUCCUAUACCAACUACUAUGCCCAGCGUACCUACCCCAUGCCAGACGAGCCCUUCUGCACGGAACUCAGCGCCCAGCAGCGUGCCCUGAAGGAGAAGGAGAAGGGAAGCUGGACCCAGCUGAGUCACGCUGAGAAAGUGGCCCGAGAGAAGCCUUUGGUCCUGGUGUUCCUCCCUUGAACAUUGCUUUUCCACCUGACAGCACUCUUGGUUUAAGAGCAACGGUGUCACAGCCGAGUGGCCAUGUCAGCCCCAGCCUCCUCACCUCUGACAACUAUGCUCAAGCCUACUUAGGUUACUUGACUGUGACUGUACAGGAGGUGAUUGAAAGAUACAGUGAAUGUUUAAAUUAAAAAACAAAAACUUAUCACAGUAAAAGACACAUUGCCAGGAAUGAUGCAGUAAGCAUGGUUGGCUGUGAGCUAAUGAGAGGACCCCACAUUAGGGGCUGUGCCUGCUGCAUCUGGUAUGUUCGUGGAACAUCUGGAGGGAAAAGGAGAAAGGGAGAGGGGGACAGAAAGAGAAGGGGAAGGGACCCUGAGAGGAAGGGAAAGAGCUGGGGGGGAGACAGUUUCCAGCACAAGGACAGGGCCUGGCUGCCUCAGCCACACUUCAGGGGCCUGGCUUUGCAGUAGAUGUUCAGUAAGAUGCCCAGCGAAUGAAUGGAUGGAUGAAUAGGGAGUAUUUUGAGGGAACAGUGGCAGUGUGUCUUUUAUUGCAAU
Molecule: messenger RNA, 1373 nt
Organism: Heterocephalus glaber (naked mole-rat)
Lineage: Eukaryota; Metazoa; Chordata; Mammalia; Rodentia; Bathyergidae
Source: RefSeq, a predicted model, not a curated record